This is a messenger RNA of Clupea harengus (Atlantic herring), 1279 nucleotides long. RefSeq names its product mitochondrial inner membrane protein MPV17 (gene mpv17). Lineage: Eukaryota; Metazoa; Chordata; Actinopteri; Clupeiformes; Clupeidae. Gene Ontology annotation, molecular function: channel activity. The record is from RefSeq and is a predicted model, not a curated record. Gene Ontology annotation, biological process: regulation of mitochondrial DNA metabolic process. Gene Ontology annotation, cellular component: cytoplasm; membrane; mitochondrion.
CUGACGAGGAAAUUUUAUGAGCUUGCUUGGUCUAAUUGGUUAACGGUGGACUUGGCUUGAUUUCAAGACGUAACUUAACGUCAGGGCGCACUUCUAGCACGUGUUUUUACUUAGCUUCCUAAACAGGGGACCAACUUCUCAGAAAUUUCGACAUUUAUAGGCAAGACUGGAAUAGGCUUGCUUAGCAUUGACAGAACCAUGGCAGGUCUUUGGAGGUCCUACCAGGGUCUGAUAUCCAAGCAUCCAUGGACAGUACAGAUUAUCACAGCAGGCUCUCUGGUGGGGGUGGGCGAUGUCAUCUCCCAGCAGCUGAUCGAGCGGCGAGGCCUGGCCAAUCACAGCAUGCGUCGGACCGCCAAGAUGAUGAGCAUUGGCUUCUUCUUUGUAGGUCCAGUGAUAGGAGGUUGGUACAGGGUCCUGGAUAGGCUGGUCGUGGGAGAGACCAAAAGCGUUGCUCUGAAGAAAAUGGUAUUGGACCAGGUGGGUUUCGCCCCAUGCUUCCUGGGGGCGUUCCUGGGCAUCUCUGGCACUCUGAAUGGGCUGACACUGGAGCAGAAUGUGGCCAAGCUCAAGAGGGACUAUGGAGAUGCCUUGAUCGCAAAUUACUAUCUCUGGCCCCCGGUCCAGAUAGCCAACUUUUAUUUUGUACCACUGCACCACAGAUUGGCAGUGGUUCAGAUUGUGGCAGUGAUUUGGAAUUCCUACCUCUCCUGGAAAGCCAACCAGGUCUGACAGGUGGUUACAUAAACGGCGCUACCUCAUUUGCAGGACAAUAAUGUGUUUUAGACUGUCAUUGUAGACAGCUUUUGUGGUCACCUGCAGAUCUCUGCAAAGACAAAGAUGGCAAUCUAGUAUUUGAGCAAUUGAUUUUUAAUUAAUUAAUUAAUUAAUGAAUUAAUUAAUGGAUUAAUCAAUCAUAGAAAAGAUCAUGCUUAUUUUUGUAAUUAACCUUCACUCUGUAACCUUCAUGAAAAUAAUUCACAAGAGUUGUCAAUACACACUUAGACGUGUUCUUUUUGCUAUGUAAGGAACAUAAAAUACACAGUUAUUGUGAUCUAAAGUCUCUAUCAAGUGAAGAAAUAAUUUUGGUUGCACCAGUAAUGCCAGUUUUAAGGAUGGUAUAGCUCCCUGAGCACAGGGAGGUAUCCAUACUUUAAUUUUUUUAUUUUGAAUGAGUGUAUGUGGCUCUGUUAAUGUAUGUGCAUUUAAUUAAAACUAUUAUUUGUAAUAAUGAUUAAUUAUGACUAAAUACAUUUUAUAAUAAAUGUUAUAAAACAUA